AUGGACUUGUGCGCAACGCUGAAUCAACUUCGAAAGGGAUUUGAGUGUGACUCUCAGUCGUCAACCAACAAGGCUUCGCCGAUGGAAUUAAAAUUAGAGCCACUUUGUAUACCAUCAUUUGACGGCUGCCCCCAUAAGUGGCUUGCAUUCAAGGAUUUGUUUGAGACGUUGGUACAUAAUCGGGAUUUGCCGGUGGCUUACAAGCUGGGGAAACUACGCCAAGCUGUUAAGGCAGAGUCGGUUCCGUUAGUAGGAGGGUUGUAUUCAGGUGGGUACGAGGAAGUGUGGAAGGCGCUGAAAGAUCGGUAUGACAACCCUAAGCAAUUAGCGGAGAUUCACGUUGCUAGAGUUUUGAACAUGAAGUCAAUGGCUGAGGAUACGUCCAAGGAAUUAUUGGGCGUCGUUGAUGUGGUAAACGAAUCCUUGCGAGCGUUAACGGUAAUGAAGUUACCUGCCGACAAGUGGGAUGCCCUUACCGUACCCAUUGUGGUUUCUAAACUCUCCGCUAGAACACAGCGAGAAUGGUGUAUGCAUUUCUCUUCCACCGAGCUAUCAACUUUAAUUGCCUUGCUAGCGUUUUUAGAGAAACGAGCACAUAGUCUCUCAACUGAGUUUUGCCAGGUAGCGGAUCGUCCCGACGUGCCGCAUUCUUCCUCAAAGCAGAAGAAGACUCCCCGCUCUCUAAAGUGCAACCUCGCCGCGACUGGCGAUGGCAAAUGUCAGCACUGUCAAGGACCACACAAGGUUAUGCGUUGUCCGGCCAUUCUGGCUAUUGGGCCGGAUCAACGCUUUGAAGCUCUAAAGCGAUCGAAUUUGUGCUUUAACUGUUUGCGACCCGGACACCCAUCUAAACUAUGCUGCUCCGGCAACUGCCGCCAGUGCGGCCACAGACAUCAUACGAUUUUUUGCCGCAACAAAUCACAGCAACUUAGUACAUCUGACGGGGUAGAUACUCCUAUGGCUAAACCAGACAGUAUAGCCAAUCCAGUCCCACCAUCAUUAUGA
Messenger RNA from Rhagoletis pomonella (apple maggot), 1005 nucleotides. RefSeq lists its product as uncharacterized. Bases 1 to 1005 code for a protein of 334 amino acids. The record is from RefSeq and is a predicted model, not a curated record. NCBI's taxonomy places the organism in Eukaryota, Metazoa, Arthropoda, Insecta, Diptera, Tephritidae. The transcript has a single exon.